ACUUGUCGACGGCGUCUGCUUUUGUUUACCGAUUUACUUUUGUCUGUUUUGAGUUCGUUUUGGGUUGGGGACAUCUUCCUUAUGUGUUUACGGAGUUUUGUGCUCAUCUGUGAUGGUUUCUUUGGUGUGACAGUCUAACUAACUACAACCAAAAGUUUUGCCGCCGACUGACGGCUUUGGUUGUGUCGAAAUCCUUGAGGAAGAGGAAUCUGCUCGGAUAUGUCGCCGACAAAUAUCUUGUCCGAGACGGAUAAACCCGAACAUGAGCAGACUCUCCUGUCGCUGCCCGACGUUCCUCUCUUGAAGGUGCUCGCCUACCUCCGUCUCCAGGACCUGGGCGCCGCCGGGCUGGCGACCCCGCGGCUGGGCGCGCUCACCAGGACGCACUCGUCGCUGUGGAGAAGGCCGGGGAAGGACAAGUUUGAGAGCGUCGAGAGGGUGGCGGACCUGUUGCCGGUCGCACCGCCCACGGACAGGUUGAAGCUCGAUGUGGAUUGUUACGUCCAGGGCGUCGGCGCGUCGUUCGAGGGCUGUGACAGUGAGUUGGUGGUGCAGGUCCCCGCCGCGGAGGACGCGGCCAGACUCAUCCCGAAGCUCGCGCCGAGUCUCAGGCAUCUUAACAUCUUUGGUCUGGAGAUCGACGAGCUUUUCCACAACUUGAAAGCCGCCCGGCGUAUAGAGACGCUGCGCGCCAAUGUCUUGGUAUCAGAAGAGAAUAGCAAGCUGCUGUGGCCGAAGGGGCUGGUGCUGGCCAGUCUGCACACGCUGGAGCUGGAGUGCGACGAGGACGAGCCGGGGGAGGCUACGCUGCGGGCUCUUCGCUCCAUGCUGCGGGCGCUCAGUGGUCUGCGCUCCCUGAAGCUGACCUCCGCAGAACUGCUGCCGAUCCUGGACGCCUGCCCCAGCGGUCUGCGCCGCCUCGACGUCAAGGCGGGCGAGGGCGUGGCGAAGGCGCUGAGGCGCUUGCGAGGUCAACUGAGGGAGCUCAGGAUCAAAAUGACAUGGCCAUGGCCCCACAAGGAAGAGGUGGACGAUCUCCUCAAGUCCUGGUCAGGGCCCCUCGAACGCCUCGAGCUCAUCGGGGUCACCGACUCGCCACUGAGGCUGGACGGGCUCCCCAACCUCCAGGAUCUCGUUCUUCACUACUUUUCCCAUUUCCCUCACGGCUACUGCCUGGCGCCGACGCUGGCGGGCCUGACCCGCCUGCGCUCGCUCGCCCUCCUCAGCGCGCCGGCGCCUGCCGUGCUCCACGACAUCUCCUGCGACGUCAUCCCCGCUCUCGAGCUGCUCGUCGUCGGGGGCAUCGGCGGCUGCGGUCGCUCGCCCUGCCAUAGCGAAGACUGCCCGUUUGCCGCGAAGCAGGACCCGGUGCAGCUGCUCGAGGCCCUGGUGCGGCGCGCGCCCCAGCCGCUGCACGCCGUGUCCCGGCUGGACUGCAACACCUGGUCCGGGCCGAGGCUCGGCUGGCGCGUGAUGUUCGCCCACCCCGAGGGCCCUCCCGGGACCGAGGCCGAGACGGACUGCCGGCUGUGCAGGCAGGCUGCCGAGGCCGCGCGCUUCUACAGCCCUCCGCACAGGCCGAUUCAAGUGCGGGGCGUCCAAGUUCGGUAGCAAAAGACAAGUAACAGGUGGAGGUCAAGUGUAACAUUAAUGCUCAAUGUGCGAACAUUAAUUUAAAGAGGUCUUUUCACAGUGCCAACAAAUGUGAUUAACUUGACUGUUUAGGUUGUAUAGUGGAGCAAGUGUCUUGCAUGUGUCACACACUGAGCCGUUCAGGUGAGAACGGAAACUGUACCCAUCUGAUUAAAUAUCACUGCCUUUGUGAGCCAAGCUGCUCCCAGAGGUUUCUUUUU
Frankliniella occidentalis (western flower thrips) is the source of this 1853-nucleotide messenger RNA. RefSeq lists its product as uncharacterized. The coding region runs from base 220 to 1611 and encodes 463 amino acids. The transcript has 8 exons. Gene Ontology annotation, molecular function: protein binding. Lineage: Eukaryota; Metazoa; Arthropoda; Insecta; Thysanoptera; Thripidae. The record is from RefSeq and is a predicted model, not a curated record.